GACACACUUUUAUCUGCGGCACAGCUAUUUUCAUGCUGAGAUGACUUCCAAGACUUCCAUGUUUGCCGACUGGUACAGUCGUAUAAUCUGAUGUGUGUGCCAGACUCUGAGUUGCUUUCACUGACUUCGCUGGAUUCUCCCACGUGCUGCUUGAACAGUGAGUUUGUCAUCUUGACUUUUACAGGCCUUCCUAGUGUUUUUCCACUCACUCGACAUGGACAGUGAGGAUUCAGACAAGGUCCAGAUCGGCGAAAACAAAUUUGUAAGCAAGAGCAUUCUUCUCUCACAGCUCAGCACAUACAACCUUUACUACAAAGGAGAAGCCCUCCAGUUGAGACACAGAGAGGAGGAAGGAGAGUUGGUCAUUGAGGGUUUGCUCAAUGUUUUUUGGGGCGUACAGCGGCCAAUUAGACUGCAGAUGCAGGACGAGAAAGAGGCAGGCAGGCCACGCCCCUCACUAACAUCUCUGAGUUCAGAAACGGAUAUCGACACAUACAAUGAGGCCGCUACAACAGACGACCAAUCAAAAGACUUCGGUGAUGGAGAGAAGGAAGAGGAAGAGGCAGAUGAGGAGCAGCAGGAGCCCACACACUCCGAUCGUCUCGCCAGGGCCAGGAGUGAUGUCGGCGGAAGGAGAAUCAGCGGACGACGGCUUGGAAUCAGGAGACUCAAGAGACACCGAUGCUCCUUCAACGGCCACUUUUAUAACCACAAGACGGCGGUAUUUACGCCUAAAUUCGGCUCUGUGACCAACGUCCGCGUCAACAGCUGUAUGACGACAACACAGGUCAUGAGGGUGCUGCUCAACAAGUUCAAGAUUGAGAACAGCCCGGAUGAAUUCAGCCUUUAUAUCGUCCACACCAGCGGAGAGAGACAUCAGCUGAAGCCGAAUGACCAUCCUUUGGCGCUCAGAGUUUUGAAAGGCCCUUGUGAACAGGUCAGCAAAAUGUUCCUAAUGGAGACGGACCAAGUGGAAGAGGUCACCCAUGAUGUGGCACAAUACAUCAAGUUUGAGCUUCCUGUUUUACAAAGCUUCAUUGCUAAACUGCAAGAGGAAGAAGAAAGAGAGAUGCAGAAAGUGAAGAAGAGGUAUGCAGAUAUCCGCCGUAUCAUCAAGAAAUACAUGCAGAAUUUAGCCGACUGAACUACUGUAACAUGAUGAAGCUGUGCAGGCAUGUAUCACUCAUCAACACAAUCCUUAAAGCACCAACAGUGACAAAAUAGCGCUGUCUCAGGAAAAGGAACUUUUUUUAUUAUAACGUGAUAUAUAUAAUAUUAUAAUACAGCAGUAUCCAAAGGUACCAUGACUUUCUAUAAAUAUGCUUCAUUGGAUACACCGCAUUGUACUUAGCCUUUUUUUUUUUUUUACAAAGGAAAGCAAAUGGGUCAAAAAAUGCACAAUGAUAAUAAUAAUAACCCGUAAGAAUGGUAAUUCAAAAUUUGAUCAAAUGUAGAGUCCGCUUUAUGUGAAUAGACAAUGUGAAGAAAAAUGUAAUGUAUUUGCUUUAUUUAACUGCAGAAUAUUUGUAAUAAUGUUUAUUGGUAUUAAAAGCAUUUAAUAUCUUUUGUUUGUAAUGUAUUUUACAGUGUAUCUGCACAUUUUUACCCUUGAUAAUAAAAAGAUUGAGACAGUUAA
This is a messenger RNA of Carassius gibelio (silver crucian carp), 1636 nucleotides long. RefSeq names its product Ras association domain family member 2b (gene rassf2b). The transcript has 10 exons. The record is from RefSeq and is a predicted model, not a curated record. The coding region runs from base 215 to 1144 and encodes 309 amino acids. Gene Ontology annotation, cellular component: cytoplasm; nucleus. Lineage: Eukaryota; Metazoa; Chordata; Actinopteri; Cypriniformes; Cyprinidae. Gene Ontology annotation, biological process: positive regulation of JNK cascade; positive regulation of protein kinase activity; signal transduction.